CACCGCGUCAGCGGAUGCCAAGGCAAACCGUCUGCAUGUCUACAAACUUCAGUUGUGUUUUCAACCAAAUGCGGUACGCUGCAUCAGAUUUGCAAAACCUUAGAACAAAAUUAAUCAUUUUUCUGAAUGGAACCAUGACAAAAACUUUGUGAAACUUCCAUGUCACAGAGCUUACAAACAACUCGUGUUAAAGCUCUUUCCGUACAAUGUAAAUUUUCAUGCUUUCUACUGCUCCAAAAAUAUCGUGUAAAGUGCGAUGAAUUUUAAAAACUCUGUGAUUGAAAGCGUUCAGUGAUUUAGUUAUAAAAUAAAACUAUGAACAAGCUAUCUCUUCUCCUACUGAUGUCUUCGAUUACGACAAUGGAUAUAGCAGUUUCGUCUGCUAGACAUUACAACAGACAAGAACACAGUGACACAUUGGAAGCAGAAACAUCUGAAGGACCGAAGUCGGGCAAUGGCGAAGAAUUUGUAAACCCAGGGCGGUUCACAGAAAGUUUGAACAGGAGUAACAAAACGGAAGAGUAUACUGACUGGACACCAUGGAGUAGAUGUAUGAAUUGUUUCCAAAGAAGAAUGAAACUAUGCAUAAGUGACAGUUGCCAAGGAUCCCGCAUGUACGAGGAGAGACCUUGUAGGAAGAAGAGAUGCAAAAGAAAGUCUAGACAAAAGGAAAGUUUCCAUGUUGUUCACUUGAACGAGAAUAGCAGUUACCUAAUAAAACAGGGUCCCUCGGACAUUUGGAGUAAAUGGUCGGCAUGGACUCCAUGUAGCAGAAACUGCAGAACGUAUAGGGUCAGACGAUGUCGAAAACCUGGCCGUUGCAAUAAGCAGGAGCAAAAAGAGGAAGCUUACUGCUACGAAGAGAAAUCGAACUGUGAAUUACUAAUACUUAAUUUGCUGGAGCACAAUAGAAGUAAUGAUGCCAGAAGAUUUCAUUACAAUAAUCAAGAUCCAUCGACUACCGAACGACCCAGGAGAAGGACGAAUAUUCCGAAGAGAUGCGGCGUACCUAAUCGUAAAACAAGAAUGUUGAGGAUAAUUGGUGGUACUGAAGCAAAAAGGUACAAGUGGCCUUGGCAUGUGGCUGUUCUGAAUCAGCAUAUGGAAGUGUUCUGUGGUGGUACUCUGAUCUCUCCCCGUUGGGUACUUACAGCAAGCCACUGCAUCAGAAAGUACUUACGCGUCCGACUAAAUGCCCACGACCUACACGCAAGAGAUGGAGCAGAUAUUGAAAUGGUUGUGUACAAGACUUUUCCGCAUCCCAAAUUCGACUAUAAGACAGUUGAUAAUGACAUUGCUCUACUAAUGCUGCCAAGACCAGUUCACAUACCUGUAGCGUGUCUUCCCACGAAAAGGCCAAAGCCUCGACAGUUGUGUUCAGUGAUGGGCUGGGGAAAAGUAGACCCUGAUGAUGUCUACGGGGUGCCUAUUCUGCAUGAAGCCAAGUUACCUAUAGUGCCAUCAAGAACUUGCCGUAAGUCCUACAAGCAAUUCUUCAUCAGCAAUAACAUGUUGUGUGCCGGCUGGGCAUCUGGAAGGGCAGACACUUGUGCAGGGGAUAGUGGAGGCGGUCUCAUGUGUUCACUCAAAGGCAGUCGUAGGACAGUUUAUAGUAUACAAGGCAUCACGAGUUUCGGAGACGGUUGCGGACAGAAGAAUAAGUACGGCAUCUACACUACAGUAUUCAACUAUAUCGGAUGGAUCAAUUAUAUCAUAAAUCAUUUUUCGUGAAUGAAAGUCAUAGGAGACAUACCAGCUGAAGGAAAUGUUAUAGACACAGAGUGAGUCAGAUCCUGAGCGAUGGUCUAAGAUCAAGUAAAGUGGUUUAAUGCAGGAUGGAAUUUUGUUAACUAUUCAGGUGGCCCCAUUGUCGUGAUAUGGAGGUAGACAUAAAACCUCAUCAGAAACAACAUUGGAAAUGAGAAUCGAUACACUGUUAGUAGUGAUCUCUAACAUUUAGGCUGACGAACACUGACUCGGAAUAUUUAUCAUUAAAAGUAUCUUGCAAACACCAAAAUCCAUUUUUCACCAUACACUUAAGUAUUUAAUUAUUGUAAGAUGCUGCAAUAACACUGUAACGAUUUUUCACUUAUAAUACAUAGUUUCCAUUCUCUCCGUAGCACUAUUUAAUGUUUUCUAGAAAGUACCAUGAUGUAUAUAUUCCAGAAAAUCCGAGUGGUGUAUGAAAUUAAUGGUGUAAAAUAUGAAUCGGUUUUCCAACAGCAUAUUUUCAGAUUAGCGAACUAAUCAAUGAAAAAGAUCCUAUCAGCUUUUGAAAUGUUUAUAGUUUCGUGUAUUUCAGAUAAGUAUGGAAGAAUGCAAUAUACACUAUAUAUUUUGAGAUGCACAUUAACUAUACUAGUUAAAACCGGCAUCAGUGCACUAUUCGAAAGAGCAAACCUUUAUUAGUAAGUCGCUGCAUUCAGUUCAUUUGCAAGCGCCUUACAGUGCACGUGGUGUAAACAAACUUAAGACGAGACAUGGAGUAGUCUCGAAAGAGUUAUGCGCUAUUAUUGACUAUGACUUUAAAGUCGGUUUAACUGAACAUCAAUGUAUCCAACGGUUACAACAGGCAUUUGGUAAUGAAGCUCCAUCCCGGGCAAAUGUGUUUCGCUGGUAUGCCGAAUUUAAAAGAGGGCGUGUUCCAUUGGCUGAUGAAGAAUGUAGUGGUAGACCAUGUUCUGGUGUGACUCCAGAAAACAUCGCUAAAGUUUAGCGGCUAAUUGAAGGAGAUUCUCCCUGCACGUAUGCGACUUGUAGUCGCAUAUAGAGCCAACUCUUGGGGUAGGAUCCGCAACAGAACACACCAUUUUGCAAGAUCAUCUUCAUUUAAAAAAAGUUGUUGCGUGCAAUCCUGCAUCACGACAAUGUCUCUAGCCACACUGCCCAACCAACUGUAGACUUCUUACGCUAGAUCAUCCGCCUUAUUCGCCAGAUUUGGCAAUGUGUGACUCCUGACUCUUCAACAAUUUGAAAAAAGUCUGCGUGGUCGAAAAUGUUCGUCGGAAUGAGAAAUCGAUCAAGCAAUUAAUCAGUUUGCUGAAGGCAUUCCAAAAACUGACUGGUUAGAAGCAUUUCAUUUGUGGAAGGUCAGGCUACAGAAAUGCAUUGAUGCUGGAGGAGAAUACUUUGAACAUAAAUAAACUAGUUUUCGGAAAAUAGUUUUUAGUUUUCGUGUAUCUCAAAAUAUAUAUCGUGGCCUUCGUAUAUAUUCUGGUACACCAUAUUCAAACCUUGGGCUGUUCUGGAGUAGACUUACAAACUUAGGUAGCUAUUUCAGUCUUGGAUAAAUUUGUACAUAUUUUAUAUCAAAUAUAAUUAUUUAUUAAACA
Acanthoscelides obtectus is the source of this 3332-nucleotide messenger RNA. Lineage: Eukaryota; Metazoa; Arthropoda; Insecta; Coleoptera; Chrysomelidae. The record is from the annotation of a GenBank genome assembly.